CUGCAAUGAUUUCUCAUGACCCCGUACCCCUCAGCAACAAUUUUUAAUCAGUUAUUAAUUCUUUUGAGAGGGUUACAUAUCUUUGCACUUCCAUGUACAAAUUGAAUUGGCUUUUCAAGACUUUUGCAUAUACCUAAACUAACACAAAGUACCAAGCCCCCCCUCACCAUACAACUUUCUCAUGUAAACCUUUCUCCUACUACCACACUAGCUAGAAGUAUCCGAACCUCAAAUUCGAAAUGCCAAAAACUCUAGGCCAAAACCUAAACAUGUGUUUCAAAAAUAUGAUCAAUCCUCAAACCUCGCCUCCUCACGAAGAUGAUCGCUCUCAUUUCCUCAUGAAAAACUUCAACUCCCUCUACGAUCCCACCACCUCUCACGAACCCUCCUCGUCCCCUCCUGAUUUCGCCACUGCUUAUGCCUCCCAACGCUUCUUCUUCUCUUCCCCGGGCCGCUCCAACUCCAUCGUGGACUCCACUUCAUCAUUAGCAUCCACCUCUUCUUCCUCAUUAUUGCCCGAAUCCGACACUCUGAGCGGAGGCAUUCCUGUCCCCACAUUGUCACCCGAUCCAUAUCUCGAUUUCCGGAGAUCCAUGCAAGACAUGGUGGAAGCCCGUGGCUUCACAGAUGUGAAAACUAAUUGGGACAACUUGCAUGAACUUCUUAGAUGCUAUCUCUCUUUGAAUCCAAAGAGCACUCAUAAGUACAUUGUUCGAGCUUUCGCAGACUUGCUAAUUAGUCUUAUGACAACCUCGCCGCAGCCGUGAGCUACCGCGGGGUUCAAUCAUCAAUGUGGUGCAUUCAAUUAAUGCUACCUUGUAGUAAUAUCUUAUCAACAAAUUGUCAAAUUGUGUCUAUUUUUAUGAUAUUACAGAUAUUAUAUACUCAUGUACAUAAAUAUGGCAUGCCUACUUAAAUAAAUGCAGCAAGCGACAUUAUUACAACAUGCAUGUGCUGGGAUUUUUAUCUGCUUCUACUAGCCGAACUCAACUCGUUUAACUAAAUGAGCCGAGUCGAGAUCUCUUAAACGAGUUCGAACCAGCCGAGUUUUCGGUCUUCGAGUUACAGCUCGUGCAAUAAUAGUAUGUUAAUUAAUAUUGUGAUGAAUAAUAUA
Molecule: messenger RNA, 1114 nt
Organism: Daucus carota subsp. sativus
Lineage: Eukaryota; Viridiplantae; Streptophyta; Magnoliopsida; Apiales; Apiaceae
Product: transcription repressor OFP12
Exons: 1
Coding region: 240-767 (175 amino acids)
Biological process (GO): negative regulation of DNA-templated transcription
Source: RefSeq, a predicted model, not a curated record